Molecule: messenger RNA, 1867 nt
Organism: Etheostoma cragini (Arkansas darter)
Lineage: Eukaryota; Metazoa; Chordata; Actinopteri; Perciformes; Percidae
Gene: gdpgp1
Product: GDP-D-glucose phosphorylase 1
Exons: 2
Coding region: 504-1592 (362 amino acids)
Biological process (GO): glucose metabolic process
Cellular component (GO): cytoplasm
Molecular function (GO): GDP-D-glucose phosphorylase activity
Source: RefSeq, a predicted model, not a curated record
UGAUGGAGGAAAUGAGAAAAGCAGGAUUGAGGUGAAGUGGAUUUGGAAACAUACUGGAAUGUGGAGGAGGUGAACAAGGCAGGAUAUAUCUGAUUAGUUUUUUAACAGUAGCUGAGUUGGACAGAAUCUGAAUAACUAGCUGGCAACUGUAGGUAAAAUGUGACACCUGUAGUUGGCGGUAGUGCAACGCAAUGUAUGCAAACCGACGUUAAAAUGUACAGAAGAAGAAGAAGACACCAGUAAACACCAACAAAGAAGAACACGUGUAACUAAGGAAACUAGCUAGCAAACCUGUGCUAAUUGUUCACGUCCAAAGUUCCUUUAUCUCUGCUGGUGCUAAUACACCCGUAGGGAAAACAGAUUAAAAAAAACAAAUGACGCUAAUGUUAAUAAUUUAAUUGUUCUUAUCAAAAGGCGUUAAAUCUGUGUUGGCAUCUUUGUUUCAAGACGGUAACUUUGACACGGUGAGAUGCUGUAAAUGAAAACAGGCUGCAGAUCCAGCCAUGCCGCUCCAGUUUGUGUAUAGCACCCAGGACUUUGUCAGAGAUGUGCAACGGAGCAGUGGAAACAGACUUGGGAUUGCAUCACUGCCAGCAAAGUUUGACACGAUCGUCCGUGCCGGCUGGACAGACAGAAUGAACAGGGGACUCUUCCGCUACCAUCUGGGUGAUUUACAAACGCGUAUACUGUCGGGCCCGCAUGGCUAUGUGGCCCAGCUGAAUAUUCAAAGAGGAAUAGAGAGAAGAAAGCCUCAGGAGAUACUUAGCAUUCAGCAGGAGUUUAAUGCCAAGCAGUUUAAUUUUAACAAAAUCAAUCCAGAAGAAAUCAUUUUUGAGAUGAUAAAGGACGGAGAGGGAGAAAAAGAAGAGGGACAGUUGCAUGAACCCUGCGGGAUGGUUGUGCUGGUCAAUGUCAGCCCUUUGGAGUUCGGACAUUGUCUCUUUGUUCCAGAUCCUUCACGCUGUUUCCCACAGAUCCUGACAAGCUUCACCAUUCAGGUUGGUAUUGAAUCUGUGCUCCUGAGCACCGAUCCUGGCUUCCGUGUGGGGUUCAACAGUCUUGGAGCAUUUGCGUCCGUCAAUCAUUUACACCUACACGGGUAUUACCUGGAUCAUGAGCUCAAGAUAGAAUCUAUGCCAGUGAAGCCUCUGGUCCCUGAAAAAGGGUUUUAUCGCUUAUUGGACUUUCCUGCAGGCUUUUUGUUUUACACAGAAUCAGAGCGGGUGGGGAAAGUUGCCAGAGCCAUCUGUCAAGUCACAGAUUUCCUUGUGGACGGUAAUAUUGCUCACAACCUGUUCUUGACUAGAGGAUGUCCACCCUGUGAUCGCACACAGAACCAAAAGGAUCACUGUUCAAGAAAAGGUGUUCGCAUUGCAGUAUGGCCCAGAACAUCAUGCUUUGGUGCCAAGGAGGAAUCUGCCUUCAAUGUUGCACUCUGUGAGCUGGCUGGACAUUUACCGUUUAAGAACAAGGAGGACUAUGAGCUCACAACUGAGAAAGAUGUAAUAGAUGUCAUCCAGAGGUAUCUUCUGCCUGAUGCAGAGUUUCAAACAUUGGAAGAGCAGCUUACUCGUCAUUUGAUGGAUGUAUAAUGUAUGGAUAUUAAAGCCUUUUUGAAUCCUGUACUGGAGUUCAAAUGAACAACGUCAGAAGCUUCACAAGUUCUGAAAAGUGUUUUUUUUUACGACAUCAAUUAGAAUCAUGAAUAUCUUGACACUGGAUUAUACUUUGGGAGCUGAGAUGAAUCUCUUUUCCUGAAUCUGUUGGAUGCGCACAAUACCUUCUUAAAUAUUUUAGAAUACAUAUUUAAUGGAUAUGCUUUAUUAAAAGAGGUUUCAAAUAAAAUGCCACAGGCAUUUUAUCUAAA